This is a messenger RNA of Prorocentrum cordatum, 1511 nucleotides long. Lineage: Eukaryota; Dinophyceae; Prorocentrales; Prorocentraceae. The record is from the annotation of a GenBank genome assembly.
CGGAGGACACGAACAUCCUCGACUACAACCUCCCGAUUACCAUGGCCGCAAACCUGCUGUGGACGUGGCGGUCGGCCGCCAUCGUGGUGGUGUGCAUGCUCGUGGGCUGGUACCUCGCCUUCCUCAUCAUCCCCAUGUUCUUCCUGUACGCGCGCCUGGCCCGCAGAUACCUGCCCGCCACCCGCGACCUGCGCCGCCUCGACGCCGCGGCCAGGAGCCCCAUCAUCGGCAACUUCUCCGAGACCUACAGCGGCGUGUCCACCAUCCGCGCCAUGCGGCAGCAGGACAAGUCGCUCAGGAACUGUGUCCGGCUCCUCGAGACGCAGUGCGAGGCCUACUACCUCAGCAACACCGCCGCCCGCUGGCUGAGCCUCCGGCUGCAGUUCAACGGCACCAUCCUUGUCGGGGCGGUCUGCAUCCUCGGCAUUUUCCUGAGCAAGGACGGUGGCCUCAGCUCCGGCAUCGUCGGGCUGGCGAUCACGUACGCGCUGAAGCUGACCGACACGCUGAAUCAGGUGAACCGCGAGUCCGCGGACCGCGAGACGCAGAUGGUUUCCGUGGAGAGGGUGCAUCAGUACAUGACGGGCACGGCCCAGGAGGCCGCCCUGCGGUCCGAGGCGGGCGUCGUGCCUGCGGGGUGGCCCAGCAGUGGCAGCAUGAAGGUGCAGGAUGUCUACAUGAAGUAUCGCGAGGGGCUGCCCACGGUCCUCAACGGCAUCUCGCUCGACAUCAAGGGUGGCGAGCGGGUCGGCAUCGUGGGCAGGACCGGGUGCGGCAAGUCGUCCUUGCUGAUGACUCUCAUGCGUCUGGUGGAGCCCCAGAGCGGCAGCAUUUGGAUGGAUGGGCUAAACAUCAAGGAUAUCGGCCUCCACGACCUCCGCGAGAAGGCUGCCAUCAUCCCGCAGGACCCAGCCAUCUUGACCGGCACUGUCCGGUUUAAUCUGGACCCGUUCAGGGUCAAGACGGACGAGCAGCUAUGGAGUGCGCUCACGAAGUCGCAGCUCAGGGAGCGCGUCGAGCUCUCGGGGGGUCUGGACAGCAAGGUCGAGGAAGGCGGCGGGAACUACUCGAUGGGCGAGCUGCAGCUCAUGUGCCUCGCGCGGGCGCUGUUGAAGAAGCCCGAGAGCGGAGGCCUGUUGCUUCUCGACGAGGCCACGAGCGACCUCGACGCGGAGACCGAUAAGACCUUGCAGCGCGUCAUCCGCGAGGACUUCAAGUGCACGACCAUCACCAUCGCGCACCGGAUCGAGACGCUGCUGGACUACGACAAGGUGGCGGUCCUCGACAAGGGCACAGUGGUCGAGUACGACAGCCCGCAGGCGCUGCUCGGACGGCCCUCCGAGUUCCAGAGGCUCGCCCAGGAGGCGGGUGCGAAGGGUGGCACCGCGGGCCCGGAGGCGGGCUCCACGGGCCGGUGAGGCCUCCCGCGGAAGAGCGCGCAGCACCCUCGGAAGCCCUCCUGCUCUCCAGACCCCUUGGGGUCAUAAAAAAUUCGCGACAGAAGGCUUUUC